Molecule: messenger RNA, 519 nt
Organism: Cotesia glomerata
Lineage: Eukaryota; Metazoa; Arthropoda; Insecta; Hymenoptera; Braconidae
Product: pre-mRNA-splicing factor 38-like
Exons: 2
Coding region: 1-519 (172 amino acids)
Source: RefSeq, a predicted model, not a curated record
AUGGAUUAUCAGGACUAUUUCUUUGAUAGUAUUGAGAGCAGUAGAUCAAAUCAACUAGAACAAGAUCUAGCCGUAGAUCAGAUAAAAAAAAAACAAGAUCUUGAUCUAGCUGAAGGUCAAAAUCUAGAUGUAGAUCAAGAUCUAGAUCAACACAAUCAAAAUCUUGAUCUAAAUGAGGAUGAUCUUGAUCGUGAUCUAGAUCGUGAUCUAGAUCUUGAUCUCGAUCUUGAUUUAGAUCUUGAUCUUGAUCGUGAUUUAGAUCUUGAUCUUGAUCGUGAUCUAGAUCUUGAUCUUGAUCGUGAUCUAGAUCUUGAUCUUGAUCGUGAUCUAGAUCUUGAUCUUGAUCAUGAUCUAGAUCUCGAUCGUGAUCUAGAUUUCGAUCGUGAGUUUGAUCCUGAUCUAGAUCUUGAGCUAGACUAUAAUUUUGUUGAUUCACAUCUUGAUCUAGAUCUUAAUGUAGAUCAUGAUCAAGAUCUAGAUUUAGAUCGAGACCUAGUCAAAAUCAUUUUUAAGAUUUAG